Messenger RNA from Fraxinus pennsylvanica, 1572 nucleotides. Lineage: Eukaryota; Viridiplantae; Streptophyta; Magnoliopsida; Lamiales; Oleaceae. The record is from the annotation of a GenBank genome assembly.
AUGAUUAAAAAUAUACUCAAUAGGCUUCCAAAGAAACAAGCUAAGAUAACAGAGAAUCGUGAAGGAGGAUCCUCUGCAUUCUCUUCAAAUGCUUUGAGUAAUUCGAGAAGCACUGCUGGUUCUCGGUUGGGCAAUUCAAAUGCUGCAUCUCUUUCGGGGUUGAAUUCAAAUUUUAAUUCUGGUCUAAAUCAUGGAAAUAAAAUUCCUGAUGCAGUAAGAGUCAACGGUAAUGCAGGAAUUGUACCGUAUGAGGCACUUCCUAGUUUUAGAGAUGUCCCAAAUUCAGAGAAGCAAACCUUGUUUAUCAAAAAGCUGAACUUGUGCUGUGUAGCGUUUGAUUUUACUGACCCGACAAAAAACUUGAAAGAGAAAGACAUCAAGCGGCAGACAUUGGUGGAGCUUGUUGACUACAUCACUUCUGCCAAUGGGAAAUUCACAGAAACUGUUAUGCAAGAGAUUGUAAGAAUGGUAACCAUAAAUUUGUUCAGGACACUUUCUACUCAGCCUCGUGAAAACAAAGUCUUAGAAGCCUUUGAUUUGGAAGAAGAGGAACCAUUGAUGGAUCCUGCCUGGCCCCAUUUGCAAAUUGUCUAUGAAUUCCUUCUCAGGUUUGUGGCUUCACCAGAGACAGAUGCAAAGCUGGCCAAGCGGUACAUUGAUCACUCCUUUGUUCUAAGGUUAUUAGAUCUUUUUGAUUCAGAAGAUCCCAGAGAAAGGGAGUACUUGAAAACAGUUCUGCACCGCAUCUAUGGAAAGUUCAUGGUGCACCGCCCUUUCAUUCGAAAAGCAAUCAAUAAUAUAUUCUACCGGUUCAUUUUUGAAACUGAGAAACACAAUGGAAUUGCAGAGCUGUUAGAAAUUUUAGGCAGUAUAAUAAAUGGAUUUGCACUGCCAUUGAAGGAAGAGCACAAACUUUUUCUUGUUCGAGCUCUCAUUCCGCUUCAUAAACCGAAAUGCAUACCCAUGUACCAUCAGCAGCUAUCUUAUUGCAUCACUCAAUUCGUGGAGAAGGACUGCAAACUUGCUGAUACUGUUAUUAGGGGCCUAUUGAAAUAUUGGCCAAUCACUAACAGUUCAAAGGAGGUUAUGUUCUUAGGUGAACUUGAGGAAGUCUUAGAAGCAACUCAGCCUCCAGAGUUCCAGCGGUGUAUGGUUCCAUUGUUCCGCCAGAUUGGGCAUUGCCUGAGCAGUUCACAUUUCCAGGUGGCAGAGAGGGCGUUGUUUUUAUGGAACAACGAUCAUAUCGAGAACCUUAUCAAACAAAACCGUAAAGUUAUACUGCCAAUUAUCUUUCCUUCCUUGGAGAAGAACGUGACAAACCACUGGAACCAGGCCGUGCGAAGCUUGACGCUAAAUGUCCGGAAAAUCUUCUCUGAUGUCGAUCCUGAGCUCUUUGAGGAGUGUUUGCUCAAGUUCCAAGAAGAUGAAGCAAGAGAAAAAGAAAUGGAGACUAAGCGUGAAGCAACAUGGAGGCGCUUGGAAGAAAUUGCUGCAAUGAAAGCUGCUAGCAACGAACCAGUGCUCGUCCCUAGCAAAUUCAAAGCCAACACAUCAUCUGGUCAAAAACUAUGA